AUGAGGUUACCAGACAAUGUCUCAUUAGAAGAAGGUGCUCCUGUACAGCCACUUUCUGUAGGAGUUCAGGCAUGUCGUAGGGCUGGAGUCACAUUGGGUUCUACUGUUCUUAUCACAGGAACAGGACCUAUUGGUCUCAUCACACUUAUAGCGGCAAAAGCAAUGGGUGCAGCCAAGGUGCUUAUGACAGAUGUUGUUGUUCAUCGGCUUAAGAUAGCAAAGACAUUUGGUGCAGACUACACACUUCAAGUCUUCCCUGGUGAAAGUGUAGUACAACAGUCAGCUAAGAUAUGCUCCCUGCUGACUAAGGCUCCAGAUAUAACUAUUGACUGUUGUGGAAUAGAAUCUACAGUCAGACUGGGCUUAGGGGUACAAUAA
Schistocerca cancellata (South American locust) is the source of this 378-nucleotide messenger RNA. RefSeq names its product sorbitol dehydrogenase-like. Lineage: Eukaryota; Metazoa; Arthropoda; Insecta; Orthoptera; Acrididae. The record is from RefSeq and is a predicted model, not a curated record. Gene Ontology annotation, biological process: D-sorbitol catabolic process. Gene Ontology annotation, molecular function: L-iditol 2-dehydrogenase (NAD+) activity. The transcript is spliced from 3 exons. The coding region runs from base 1 to 378 and encodes 125 amino acids.